Messenger RNA from Paraglomus occultum, 1335 nucleotides. NCBI's taxonomy places the organism in Eukaryota, Fungi, Glomeromycota, Glomeromycetes, Paraglomerales, Paraglomeraceae. The record is from the annotation of a GenBank genome assembly.
GCGGCCUUAUUGGAGAAGCUGAUCUUCUCUCACUCAUCCCACCAUCUCUGGGAUACGCUGACUUGAGAAAAAGUGCACAGACCUCAGCAGCCACCUAUUCUCAUAUACCAAUCAAAGUAGUUCAAUGGGUAGGUUUUGAGAACGACGUAAAUUCCAUGGCGGCAAGGCUCAACAACGAUCCACAGUAUCCCAAUCCGACGUUUGAACAAUACUCGCGGGUCACGAAUGAAGAGGCAGUUCGCAGAGCACUCAGCUCGAAUGUAUUGCGUAAACUAGACAUUUUGGGAUCCAGACGCAAUCCACCAGAAGAGUUUAAUGAUCAUAGUGCUAUGCAGGAAAUUACUGGGGAGCCGGACUUUAUUCUUUGCAGAUAUGUUAGUGAUCAGAAUGUAAUUCCGCUCAUUGCUGUCGAAGUGAAAACGAAGUGGGUUUUGUCUUUUCCACCUGGAAAUCUCAUAUCGAAGUACAACACAGAGGAGGCCCGUCGCCAGAAUCACCAAAUCGGCGAUGGGGGAUGUUCUCCACUUCAUCCGGUGAAGCAAAUUUAUGGAUAUCUUGGUCAUAAUUGCCUUCAGUACGGCGUCCUCACUACAUAUAACCAGAGCUGGUUCCUCCGAAGACCGUCUGAGCCGCACGGCAAUCUUUACAUUUCGCCAGCCAUCGCAAUCGACAAUGUGCAACCAACUUUACUUCAGUGUUUUGCGUAUCUAAUAUUGCUCGCACAUGCAGGGCACACAAGCAUUGCACCUCUGUCAUCACCAGCUCUUGCUCUGAUACCUGAUGAACCGCCAUCAAAAAGACGAAGAGGAAAUCGGGGUUCUCGUGGAAGCAGGAAACCAGCAAGAGGCAGUGGAAGUGGUACAGGCAGUAGUAAAGGCUCACACCAUCAGGUGGCAGGUGGGAGACAGUGUUCAAGUGAACUACCACGAACUAUGAAAUUACAAUUGAAUGAUUUUGAUAGACAAAGCGUUCUUGGAGAUGGGCGGAGUGGAAAAGUGUUCAGAGCUAUUUGGCAAAAAGAGGAAGUGGCAUUGAAGAUUUGUGACCUAUCAAAGCAUCCAGACUAUGAAGAAGAGAUGCUUACUGAAGUAGAAGUAUACUAUGCUCUGGAAGACCUUCAGGGACAUUACAUUCCCAAGCUCAAGGCUGCAGGAUAUGCAUAUGGGAAGAUGUUCUUUUUGGUUGCAACUGAGAUUGUUGGGUCUCCUGUGAAGGUGGACAGCUUGAAUGAUCAAGAACGUCAUGAGAUCAUUAAGGCACUUUCGCAGAUUCAUGUUCAUGGUUUUCUCCACAGGGAUAUUCGUGCAGAGAACAUUCUUUUUCAGCUCAGUAAUG